AUGAAGCAGUAUCUCGAAUACCUCGCGGCGGCUCUGCCGCUGAUGAGUCUCGCCACGGCCCAGCAGGUCGGCAAGCAGCAGACUGAGACGCACCCGAAGAUGACAUGGAAGAAGUGCUCGAGCGGAGGAUCCUGCACCACCGUCAACGGCGAGGUCGUCAUCGAUUCCAACUGGCGUUGGCUGCACGACUCCAGCGGCAAGAAUUGCUACGACGGCAACAAGUGGACCGACGCCUGCAGCUCGGCCACCGACUGCGCCUCCAAGUGCCAGAUAGAGGGCGCCAACUACGGCAGCACCUACGGCGUCUCGACCAGCGGCGACUCCCUCACGCUAAAGUUCAUCACCAAGCACGAGUACGGCACCAACAUCGGAUCCCGCAUGUACCUCCUGAACGGCUCGUCCAAGUACCAGAUGUUCACCCUCAUGAACAACGAGUUUGCCUUUGACGUCGACCUCUCAACGGUCGAGUGCGGCCUCAACAGCGCCCUCUACUUUGUGGCCAUGGAGGAGGACGGCGGCAUGGCGAGCUAUCCGACCAACAAGGCCGGCGCCAAGUACGGCACUGGAUAUUGCGACGCCCAAUGCGCCCGUGAUCUCAAGUUUGUUGGCGGCAAGGCCAACAUUGAGGGCUGGAAGCAGUCCACCAACGAUCCCAACGCUGGCGUCGGCCCCCUGGGUGGCUGCUGCGCUGAGAUCGAUGUCUGGGAGUCGAACGCGCACUCGUUUGCCUUCACGCCGCACGCGUGCGAGAACAACAAGUACCACGUCUGCGAGACGUCGGGAUGCGGCGGCACCUACUCAGAGGACCGCUUCGCCGGCGACUGCGACGCCAACGGCUGCGACUACAACCCCUACCGCAUGGGCAACACCGAGUUCUACGGCAAGGGCAAGACGCUCGACACCACCAAGAAGUUUACUGUCGUGACGCGGUUCGAGCGCAACAAGCUCACCCAGUUCUUCGUCCAAAACGGUCAAAAGAUCGAGAUCCCCGCGCCCACCUGGGACGGCCUGCCGCAGGACAGCUCCGCCAUCACACCCGAGUUGUGCAGCUCCAUGUUCCAAGUGUUUGACGACCGCGACCGCUUUGCCGAGGUGGGCGGCUUUGAACAGCUGAACCAGGCCCUGACCGUGCCCAUGGUGCUCGUCAUGUCCAUCUGGGAUGAUCACUACGCCAACAUGCUCUGGCUCGACUCCAGCUACCCACCUGAGAAGGCCGGCACCCCUGGCGGCGACCGUGGCAGCUGCUCUCAGGAUUCCGGCGUCCCCGCCGAGGUCGAGGCCCAGUACCCCAACGCGAGGGUUGUGUGGUCCAACAUCCGCUUUGGUCCUAUCGGCUCGACCGUCAGAGUCUAA
Molecule: messenger RNA, 1353 nt
Organism: Parathielavia appendiculata
Lineage: Eukaryota; Fungi; Ascomycota; Sordariomycetes; Sordariales; Chaetomiaceae
Product: glycoside hydrolase family 7 protein
Exons: 5
Coding region: 1-1353 (450 amino acids)
Biological process (GO): carbohydrate metabolic process
Molecular function (GO): hydrolase activity, hydrolyzing O-glycosyl compounds
Source: RefSeq, a predicted model, not a curated record